AUGGAUGCUCAUACUGGAAAUUGGAACCAUGAAAAUGAAGAUCAAAAUCCCGGGAAGGAUUUGGGUAAUGUCAAUGAUCCCAAUAACCCGGUGAAUGAAGUUGUGAAGAAAAAAAGAAGAGUUAUGGGCGAUCAAGAACCAGAUGUCAAUAAUCAUAUUUAUGAGGAACAUUAUUUGGCUAGUGAUGAUGACAAUAGAAUUGAAGAUUUCGAUUUUCCUGAUAAUGAUACACUAUAUGAUGGCAUUCUAUAUUUUAACAAACAAGAUGCAAAUCAUGCAGAAGACGAAAAUCACUUCGUUGAUGAAGAUACAGAGGUAAAUAUUGAUUUCAGUGAAGGACAACCACAUGUUACACAUGAUUACGUUUCUCCUGGUGGAACCUUGUAUUGGACCCCUAUAGUUUCAGACGAUAUCAAACCAAAAGUUACAUCAAAAUUUAAUUCAUAUGGUGAAGCAGUAACAAUGUAUAGAAACUAUGCAUUAGAAUGUGGUUUUGAUGUUAGACUUGGAAGAGUACAAAAAAAGAAAAAUGGGAUUAUUACGAAUAGACAUCUUGUAUGCAAUCGGGAAGGUAAUCCAAAUACUAGUAAAGUAGAUACUCUGGACAUUGAGCAUAAAAAGACUCAAAGAAGGAAAGAUUUAUUUAGGAGGAAUUGUAAAACGAAAGUUGUUUUAGAAAUAAUUCCCGAUACUCUUAAAUAUGUCGUGAGUGAUUUUGUCGAGCAACAUAAUCACGAGUUGUUUAGCAAGAGCAAUAUGUACUUAUCUCGUUCAAAGAGAAAACUUGAUUAUUCCCAGGAAAUUUUCAUUCAUAAUUUGUCAAAACAUAGACUGUAUAGUGCUAUUCAGGUCGGUCCUUCUGUUCGAGGUGGAUUGGUUUCUGAUUUCAACAAUGCUAGGAGAAAUCUUAAUUGUUACAUAGGUGGGAGGGACGCGAAAUUCCUUGUUGACAAGAUGAAUGACAGGAAGAAAAAUGUCCCAUCAUUUACUUUUGAGUAUAAAGUGUUGAACAAAAGAUUGAAUGCUUUAUUCUGGGCUGACGAAACAGCAAAGCAUAACUACAAUUCUUUCGGAGACGUUCUAUCACUCGACGCCACAUUCAGUAUGAAUAAGUAUGAUAUGGUUUUUGUUCCAUUCACCGGCAUCGAUAACCACAAAAAGUGUGUAACAUUUGGUGCUGGUCUUUUAAGUAAAGAAGAUGGAGUUUCUUAUGAAUGGUUGCUUAGGGCUUUUUUGAAAGCUUUUAGAAAACAACCUCAAUUGGUUAUAUCUGACCAAGAUCCAGCUUUGAAAAAAGCUAUAGAUAAGGUUUUCCCGUUUGCACAUCAUAGGUUAUGUAUGUGGCAUAUAACAAAGAAGUUGCUAAAUAAGAUUUUAUCAAUUGAAGAUGCAGCGACCAAUCAAAAAUUUCGAAAACGUUUUCACUCUAUAAUUUGGAAUUCUAAGCUGGAACCACAUGAAUUCGAGAAUAAUUGGUCAUUUCAAACCACCACAUUAACCGAUUCGUAUCUUAUCAUGUUUAUGACGACAUUUGAAUCAGUCAUGGAACGACAAAUACAUAACCAAAUUCUAAAUGAUUUGAAUACUGCCACCACUUUUCCUAAAUUCAUUACCCGUAGUCCGAAUGAACCUCAUGCUUCAAAUGUAUACAUGCGCAAGAUUUUUUAUCAGGUUCAGAAAGAGAUAUCAAGAGCUGAAGAUAAUUUUAUUGUUUUGGAGAAAAAAAACAACAUAUGCACUAGGCAAACAAAUGAUCUCGAUGUGGAUGAAAAAGAUGAGGAAUACAAUUACGAUUGUCUUAUAAGGGAUACUGAAUACACGGUCACACACUCAACCAUAGAUGGUUCAUUCAGAUGUACUUGUAUGCAUUUUGAACAUGUAGGGAUCUUAUGUAGAUACAUAUACUGUGUGUUUAAGUUUUAUGGCAUUGAACAAAUUCCUGAAAAGUACAUUUUGAAACGUUGGCACAGGGAUGUUAUUCCAACAGAAUUACUGAAAAGACGCUUCAAUAGUUCUUUUGACGAUUCUAAUUCCGACAUGACUGCUAUUGAUAUUUUUUCAACCAUUGACCGUUGUGUGUCUUUUUUAAGCCAUGAUGCAGCUAAGUUAAAGUUAUACCUUGACGAGUAG
Lactuca sativa (garden lettuce) is the source of this 2130-nucleotide messenger RNA. RefSeq names its product protein FAR1-RELATED SEQUENCE 5-like. Gene Ontology annotation, molecular function: zinc ion binding. NCBI's taxonomy places the organism in Eukaryota, Viridiplantae, Streptophyta, Magnoliopsida, Asterales, Asteraceae. The record is from RefSeq and is a predicted model, not a curated record.